UGAAUUCAUGUGCUGUGUUGUUGUUCUGAUUUCUUUUGGUAGAGCUGUUCUCCUGUAGACUUGUUCUGUUCUUCCAUUAUCGUCGUCCCUUUCCAGUAACACAAAUUCUCUGACCUGGUCCGGCUUCGCUUCAUUCGGCCCGCCCAUUUUCCCAUCAUGCCCUUCCCAGAGACUCUCAACGCGAAGCCCCGCGUAAUCUUCUUCACCGACUUCGAUGGGACCAUCACCCUCCAGGACACCAAUGACUUUAUCACGGACAACUAUGGCAUGGGCUACGCCGAACGACGCCAGCUGUUUCACGCUGUCAUCGACCAGACUGAUACCUUCCGCAAUACAUUCCAAAAAAUGCUCGAUUCGUGGAAGAUGCCAUUUCCCCAAGUCCUUGACAUCCUGCGCGAGAACAUCUCUCUCGACCCAUAUUUCAAGGACUUCAUGGUCUGGGCUCGGUCCCAUCACGUCCCUGUGAUCGUGCUCAGCUCGGGUAUGAUUCCUGUGAUCGAGACUCUCCUGAAGCACUUGCUGGGUGAGGAGCUGAUGCAGGACAUCGAGAUUGUUGCCAACGAGACACAACUUCGCGCUCCUGGCAACUCGCUCGACAAAGCGGAUGGCUGGACCAUCAAGUUCCACGACGACUCGGGCUUUGGGCACGACAAGUCCUUGACAAUUCGGCCAUAUGCAGAUGCAAUCGCCAAGAUGCCUCAUAGCGAGAGACCAACGCUCCUUUAUGCUGGUGACGGGGUAAGCGAUCUCAGCGCUGCACGAGAGACGGAUUUGCUAUUCGCACGAGCGGGCCAGGACUUGAUCACUUACUGUGAGCGCGAAGGCAUUCCUUUCACCGAGUUCGACAGCUGGGAGACGAUUCUUCAGGAGACGCAGGAUAUUUAUGACGGCAACACCAGUGUGAAGAAAAUUGCCGAGGAAGGCCUAAAGAGGCACAGGACAAAUUCGAUCGAGCAGGGCGAGCAUAUGCGGCCGACGACUCACUAGUUGCUGGACGGUCAAGUGUUCAAUGGUGGCGAUCGUAUUUUCGGGCAGUCAAAGCAUCAGUCGGCGUUCUCAAAAUAUGAGAUGCAGGGAACGAUCCUAUAGACAGCGACAUGGAUAGAAAGGCACGAACGCAAGAGGGUGCUGACAUAGACAUAUAGAUACAUAGACCUACUGCAGCCAAAGGGUAUGGCGUGUAUCCUGUGGCUGCGGACCACUAUAUUCGGGGCUUCCGGGCGCCUUGGGCCACAAGGACGACUUCGAGGUCCAGAAUCUGAUCUGUUCUGCCAGUGA
Messenger RNA from Exophiala xenobiotica, 1278 nucleotides. RefSeq lists its product as uncharacterized. The transcript has a single exon. NCBI's taxonomy places the organism in Eukaryota, Fungi, Ascomycota, Eurotiomycetes, Chaetothyriales, Herpotrichiellaceae. The coding region runs from base 157 to 987 and encodes 276 amino acids. The record is from RefSeq and is a predicted model, not a curated record. Gene Ontology annotation, molecular function: phosphatase activity.